GAAAAACAAAAAUAAAAACUCGUGCUGUGCGUGCGGUUUCUCCUUAUAUUUCCCUAAAAAGCUACACUUAAAAAUGAAUUUACUACCUAAAAGCCACAAGGAAUUUAGUGAGAAGGAUUAUUGGAAUAAGUUUUUCAAAAAACGUGGCAAUAAAGCUUUUGAAUGGUACGGUGAAUAUCUGGAGCUGUGUUCACACUUGCACAAGUAUAUGAAACAGACUGAUAACAUUCUUAUAACCGGAUGUGGUAACUCAAGUCUCAGUGCUGAUCUCUACGAUGUAGGAUUCACGAACAUUACAAACAUCGACGUCUCAGAAGUCGUCAUAAAGCAGAUGAACAACAUCAAUGCACAGAGAACUAAAAUGAAAUUCCUUUGCAUGGAUGCACUUAAUACUACUUUUCAAAAUGAGGGGUUUAAUGUUGUUUUAGAUAAAGGUACCCUAGAUGCACUGAUGCCCGACGAUUCAAAAGAAACAAAUGAGACCAUAGACAAGUACUUUAAUGAGAUAAAAAGAGUUUUGAAGCUUGGAGGCCGGUUUGUUUGUAUAUCUUUGCUGCAAAGUCACAUCCUAAACAAGUUGCUGGCAACUUUCUGUGAUAAGUCUUGGAUGUUCAGAGUGGUGAGAUGCCAUGAAGCAGAGGAGAAAAAUGCAGAAAACGGAGAUGGAACCACUUUGCCUGUAUUUGUAGUAAUUGCUACAAAGUUUAAAGAAAUGCCACAGCUGAUAGCAGAAGUGUGCCUGGCCGGAGACAAGAUGUUACGCCUGAAGACGGCAGAAGAGCUCCGGGAGUGCAUCAAAUCUGUGCAAGACACGGCGUUUGUAACCAAUGGGCUCGCCAAAACUAGUCUUGAUGACGAAGAGGUGUCCCUGGACCUGAUGCAGCCUGGCAACGAUUCCCCGCGCUACACUCUGUACGUGGUCGACCAGAAGCGAUCGCAGGCCGUCAACAAGUAUGCCGUGUUCAUCGUGCCACAGGGCAGGGAAUCCGACUGGCUCUUCGGCACCCCUCAAGGCCGACGGCAGCUGCAGGACUCGGCGCGUUUCGCGAGGCUGGUCGUCGCUGUAUUGCGUCGUGGCCACACCUUCAGCGACCUUGACGCUGUGAAGGAGGAGCUAGCACAUUCAGCUAAGAUGUUGAUACCACACGGGUUCAGUGGACAGAUCCCGUUCCUCUCCUUGAGUGACGUAGGCAGCCGCGUCACCGUCCACUCCGGCUCUUCCAAACUGUCAGGAGACUACGUGAUAGAAGAUGUGGACAUCGACGGCGCCCCGUACCGCCGACUCGUGUUUAUGGACAACCAGUUUCUAGUACAGAGCGAAGCCAAGUUAAAAUCAAUAAAAAAGAAGAACAAAAGCAAGCUAGUCGUGGACUUCGGUCACAUAUCUCCCUACCACUCCUUCAUGUGUGUGUGCGCGCACCUCAACCCUUCCAAAAUGGCCGUCCUAGGCCUUGGAGGGGGUGGACUCUGCAUGUUUCUAAGGAAAUGCUUCGGGACAGAGGUCACCGCUGUGGAGAUAGACCCAAGCAUGUUGGAGAUUGCGAAGGAUCAUUUUGAGUUGAAGUUGGAUGACGGGAUGAAGGUGGAAAUCAAAGAUGGUCGAUUUUUGAAGGAUGAAGCGGAGAAAGGUGCCCAGUACUCAGUGGUAAUGUCCGAUAUGGACAGCAAAGACCGGACGGUGGGGCUGUCGUGUCCGCCCCGACAGUUCCUUCACGAGGAGCAGCUGGCCAGGGUCAAACAAAUACUUACCAACGACGGCCACUUCAUCCUCAACCUUGUGUGCCGCGACAACGCUCUCCACGACUCCAUACUCCAAACUCUCAAGAAACACUUCGCACAUCUAGUCACCGUGAAACUCUACGAAGAAGUCAACGAAAUUGUCUUCGCAACCAAUGGAGAAGGUUAUUUUAUUGAGAAGUUAGAGGAAGCAGCGAAAGGGUUGAAUGGUCUGGCCAGACAGAAAGGCUUGUGUAGAAUAAAAUGUGUAGAUUUGAAGGACUUUUUGCAGAGUAUCAGUAUAGUUUCAUAGUUCAAUAAUAGAUUGCGCCAGUAGUAUGCAAACUACGUUUAAGAUUUUUUUGUAAAUCAUAUUGUUAUUGUAAAUAUAAGUGUAAUGAAUAAAUAUAAUGCAUUUAAUGCUA
Leguminivora glycinivorella is the source of this 2141-nucleotide messenger RNA. Its product is annotated as eEF1A lysine and N-terminal methyltransferase homolog. NCBI's taxonomy places the organism in Eukaryota, Metazoa, Arthropoda, Insecta, Lepidoptera, Tortricidae. The record is from RefSeq and is a predicted model, not a curated record.